AUGGACUGGUCGGUUCGUCGUCGGCCGGUGCGUCCAAGCGCCAUCAGAGGUCAUCGCGAGGGUCCAUCCUGUUUGCUCAACCAGCUCGAACCUGGACCGACCCUGCCCCCAACACGAGCCUCAAUUCCCAUCGCCCUCGCUCACGCCGUCGACGAUCAAAGUUGGACGCCAGCCGCCGCCGCCGCCGCCGCGUGGCCAGCUUUCCGUCUCCCGCCUGCUUCAGGCCAACGCUAA
Molecule: messenger RNA, 234 nt
Organism: Colletotrichum abscissum
Lineage: Eukaryota; Fungi; Ascomycota; Sordariomycetes; Glomerellales; Glomerellaceae
Exons: 1
Coding region: 1-234 (77 amino acids)
Source: RefSeq, a predicted model, not a curated record